GUUGUAUCUGCUGUAACUUCAAAUGUUGCUUUAUUUUCAGUACUAGGUGUUGGUGAUCAUCUCCUUUCUCAUUCAACUUCAUUAAAAAUGGAAAACAGCUCAUUUGGAAUUAGUUCUCAGCUAACCCUGGAUACUUUUUUCAUUCCACCUGGAGGAAAGUAUCCAGUGUUUUUUUUUGGACUAGCUAUUUACUUGUUUGGAAUGUCCUGCAAUCUGACUUUGAUGUCUUUGAUUAUUCUUAAGGAAAAUCUUCACAAGCCCAUGUAUUUUAUACUGAUUAGUCUGCCCCUCAAUGAUCUGAUAGGAAUAACAGCAAUGCUACCAAAAAUACUUUCAAAUAUUGUUACAGAGACUCAUAUAGUGUCCUAUCCACUCUGUGUUCUACAAGCUUUUCUUCUACACAUGUGUGCCGGUGGAAUUCUGUUUGUUCUCGCAGCAAUGUCCGUUGACCGUUACAUUGCCAUUUGUAUGCCUCUACGCUACAGCUCUUACAUGACUCCAAGAAUUAUUGCUCUUAUUAUCUGCCUGGUUUGGGGUUGUGACUUUGUCUUUAUCCUAUCACUCUUUUCUCUUCAGUCAAGGCUCACGAGGUGUAGAUCUGUAAUACUGAACGUAUUUUGUGACAACCCAUCUCUUGUGAAGCUCAUGUGUGGAAACACAGCUGUCAAUAACGUAAUUGGUCUGUUUAUCACAGCUUUCAUACAAGUUCUGUGUAUGUCUAUUCAGGCAUACUCUUACCUUAAAAUUCUGAUUGCAUGUUUGAGUAGAAAGCAAUCUGACACUAAGACAAAAGCAGUGAACACUUGUGUUGCACAGUUGGUUAUUCUUCUCAUAUUUGAGGUUGCAGGAACUUUCACAGUUUUAUCGCAUAGAUUCAAAAACAUUUCUACUGAUUUACAAAAGGUAAUGGGGAUGCUAAUGUUUCUUUUACCUCCACUUAUUAAUCCUAUUGUGUAUGGCCUGUAUACUAGUGAAAUACGAAGAACUUUCCUGGAUAUAUUUAAGAAGAGAGUAACCUGAAUUUCACUCAGAUCCCACAAUGCAUUUAUCCAUUUGUUAUUUUUAAAAUACAAUCACAAUAUUAAAAAGCAGAAUUCUAAUAAUACAUUUGGUUAAAUACAAAUAAGAAACAUGACCUUGAAGUACAUGUUUCAUGUUUAGUCUUUUUUGUUUUUUAUUACAGAGUAUAAAAAUGUUUUCAAUUCACUCUGGACUGAAGGGAGUACUGUGUGGAAAGUCCCAAAUUGUUAAACUCUUUGAAAGGCAAACAUUAAUGGGCAAAUUUAAAAGUUGUUUUGCUUGAAAUUUUUUAGUAUGAUUCCAAAAAAUAAAAACAAGAUGAUAACAAUUUAUAAACCUUGUGUAUUGCUUUGUUUUAAGGGUCUUAAUAUGGAGUUUC
Cyprinodon variegatus (sheepshead minnow) is the source of this 1399-nucleotide messenger RNA. RefSeq names its product olfactory receptor 52J3-like. Bases 88 to 1020 code for a protein of 310 amino acids. Gene Ontology annotation, cellular component: membrane. Gene Ontology annotation, molecular function: G protein-coupled receptor activity; olfactory receptor activity. The record is from RefSeq and is a predicted model, not a curated record. The transcript has a single exon. Lineage: Eukaryota; Metazoa; Chordata; Actinopteri; Cyprinodontiformes; Cyprinodontidae. Gene Ontology annotation, biological process: G protein-coupled receptor signaling pathway.